AUGCUUACUCCCCCCCCAUCCUUGAUCGAACGAUUGACUGUAAAAAUUCUUAAAAAUUGGGGAAAUUAACCCCCAUCCUUGAUCGAACGAUUUUCAUAUCAUGCAAAUUUUUUAUAUAUAUAAAAAUAUAAGAGUUAUCAAAAGCUUGGGAAGAUGUACCUAAUGAAGUUGUUUUCAGAGACUUUGAGACGAUAGAAAGCUUCGAAAUCAACCAUUCAAAGUAAUUUAGUCAUCAACAUGGGCUUAAAAACUCAAUAAUCUAAUAAAAUAGAGAUUCUUUAAAAUUUUUAAAAAAACAAAUUUUAAUUUAAUAAGUAACAAAUUAAAAUUUAUACAGUUUAGAGGGGUAUCUAAUAAAUUAAAAUAAAAAAUUGGUAUUUUUAUGAAAUUAAUUCAAUUUUUUGCUGUAAAAAUAAUUAUUAAAUACUCUUAACCCUCUUAUUUAAAAGUAAAUAAAAAAAAAAUUUAUAUAUAUAUUUUAUUUUAUAUAUAAAUUUUUUUCCCAAAAAAAUUUUUUUUAACCCCCAUCCUUGAUCGAACGAUGGCGAGUCGUUCGAUCAAGGAUGGGGGGGGGAGUUAGGCUAUCAAAUGCCAUUCGCCGUAUAUAGGUGUUUUUCCCUAUAUAGCCCGAUAAGAACCGUGGGUUCUCCGUGGAAUCCCUCUGCUGGUUUAGCCAACCCGUGAAUUGGUCAAGCCAACACACUGAGUUGGUUUGACCAAAAGAGGGAUUCCAUGGAGAACCUACAGCCCUUAUAGGGCCAUAUAGGGAAAACCCCUAUAGCUUUAUUCCGUGCUUUUGCAACACCUGACAUUAAAACAAGAGAAAAAAGAGCCAAGCUUGAGGAUGAUCCUUAUGAUAACCCAUGGGCUGACGUCGAAAACACCAAAGCAAAUUCCCUAACUCCUCCUCCGUGAGCGAACAAGUUUUUUUGUUCGCUCACGGAGGGGUUAAUUUUUUUUUAAAACAAUUUAUAUAUAAAUUUUAUAAAAUUUUUUUUCCGAAAUUUUAAAAAAAUUUUAAUUCGCAAAAUUGAAAAGCAAAUCUUUAUUUGAUUUUAAAAUUUAUUUUUUAGCACGCAAUUUGUUUAAAAUUAAACAGAAUUAGCUCUAGAUUUCGUAAUAAUACUUAUCAAUUUUUUUUUUCAUAAAAAAAUUUUUGUUCGAUCACAGGGUGGAUUUUGGUCGAAAAAUAGGGAUUCCUCCAAUAGUUUUGCUCGUUCACGGAGGGGGGGGGUAAGUCCUUUACCUGUAGAGCCUUAUCCAAGAAGAAAACUCAAAGAACUUCUACUGAUUACCUUAGAAAGGCUAAAAGAAUUCCCAGAAGACUGGGGCUACAGGAUUUUAGUUGAAGAAACUUGUAGAUUCCGCCUAAAAAUUGUGGAGGAAAACGAAGACAUUGAAGAAAUUGAAAGAAAAAUAGGACUGGGAUAUUGUGAAGGUUUAAUUCAGUCUCAUGUAGCAGAAUUGAGAUUAUUAGAAAAAUGCAAACGUAAGAAAUAAGUAGAUGAAAAACCAUGGGAGCCAGAAGUCAUGGACGAAGGUGAUAAAGAAUUCUUUGAGAAUAUUACAAACGGGCAGUUUGGAAAUUGGAAGCCUAUUUUCACAGUACCAAAGCCACCUAGAGGAGCUUAA
This is a messenger RNA of Blepharisma stoltei, 1632 nucleotides long. The record is from the annotation of a GenBank genome assembly. Lineage: Eukaryota; Ciliophora; Heterotrichea; Heterotrichida; Blepharismidae.